Monosiga brevicollis MX1 is the source of this 1497-nucleotide messenger RNA. The record is from the annotation of a RefSeq genome assembly. NCBI's taxonomy places the organism in Eukaryota, Choanoflagellata, Craspedida, Salpingoecidae.
AUGUGAAAUACAUUAAUACCAAUAUUUGCAUUACCAUUUAUAGGAAUAUUAAUAUUAUUAAUAUUACCAUUUAAUAAUGAAUUAAAUAUAAAAAAAGGUAAACAAAUAGCAUUAGGAACAUCAAUAUUAACAUUAUUGGAAUCAUUAAGAUUAUGAUUUCAUUUUGAUUAUAGUACAAGUAAGUUUCAAUAUAUAUUAAAAUUAAAUUGAAUAAAUGAUGAAUUAACAUCAAAUAGUUGAAAUAUAGUAUUAGGAAUCGAUGGAAUAUCAUUAGUAUUUAUAAUAUUAACAACUUUAUUAAUACCAAUUUGUAUAUUAUCUAGUUGAGAUAGUGUUAAAAUAUUAGUAAAAGGUUAUUUAAUAAGUUUUUUAGUAAUAGAAAUAUUAUUAAUAGGUGUAUUUACAAUAUUAGAUAUAUUUGGAUUUUAUAUAUUAUUUGAAGGGGUAUUAAUACCAAUGUAUUUAAUAAUAGGAAUAUGAGGUUCUAGAGAACAAAAGAUAACAGCAGGUUAUUAUUUUUUUUUCUAUACAUUAAUAGGUUCAGUUUUAAUGUUAAUAGGUAUAUUAUAUUUAUAUAGUAUAAGUGGAACAACAGAUUAUUUAACUUUAUUAGGUUAUGAAAUAGAUCCUACAGCUCAAAAAUACUUAUUUUUAGCAUUUUUUGCAAGUUUAGCAGUAAAAAUACCAAAAUUUCCAUUUCAUAUUUGAUUACCACAAGCUCAUGUUGAAGCUCCAGUAGCAGGUUCAGUAAUAUUAGCUGGUAUUUUAAUUAAAUUAGGUGGUUAUGGAUUUAUUAGAUUUACUAUUCCUUUAUUACCGGACGCUUCUCAUUAUUUUGCACCUUUAGUAUUUAUAUUAGGAGUAUUAGCUGUUAUUUAUGCUAGUUUAACAACAUUACGACAAACUGACUUAAAAAGAAUAAUAGCUUAUUCUUCAGUUAGUCAUAUGGGAUUAGUUUCUUUAGGUAUAUUUACUUUAACUGCUAAUGGUAUAAUGGGUUCAAUAUUUUUACAGUUAGCUCAUGGAUUAGUUUCAAGUGCAUUAUUUAUUAUUGUAACUGUAUUAUAUGAUAGACACCAUACUAGAUUAGUAAAAUAUUAUAGAGGAAUGACAGUAACUAUGCCUAUAUAUUCAUUUUUAUUUUUAUUUUUCACUUUAGCUAAUAUUGCAGUACCUUUAUCAUGUAAUUUUGUUGGAGAAUUCUUAUGUUUAUUAGCGAUUUUUGAAGUAAAUACAACAGUAGCUAUUUUAGCUUCUUUAGGUAUAAUUUUAUCUGCUUGUUAUUCUUUAUUUUUAUAUAAUAGAGUUUGUUUUGGUUCAUUUUCUACUUAUUUAUCUAAUAAUUCUUAUCAUUUAUUAUCUAUUAAAGAUGUAUCUCGAAGAGAAUUCUUUGUUUUAUUUCCUUUAGUAAUAUUAACAAUAAUUUUAGGAGUUUAUCCUCAUCCAAUAUUCGAUUUAUUAAAUAUUUCUGUUAUUAAUUUAACUACUUUUUUAUAG